This is a messenger RNA of Trametes versicolor FP-101664 SS1, 2352 nucleotides long. Its product is annotated as aminoimidazole ribonucleotide synthetase. The transcript is spliced from 10 exons. The record is from RefSeq and is a predicted model, not a curated record. Gene Ontology annotation, biological process: adenine biosynthetic process; 'de novo' IMP biosynthetic process. Gene Ontology annotation, cellular component: cytosol. The coding region runs from base 1 to 2352 and encodes 783 amino acids. NCBI's taxonomy places the organism in Eukaryota, Fungi, Basidiomycota, Agaricomycetes, Polyporales, Polyporaceae. Gene Ontology annotation, molecular function: phosphoribosylformylglycinamidine cyclo-ligase activity; ATP binding; metal ion binding.
AUGGCUGCGCUUACGAUCCUCGUCGUUGGCGGCGGCGGUCGCGAGCACGCUCUCGCGUGGAAGCUCUCGCAGUCUCCGCUCGUCGACAGAAUUUUCGUCUGUCCCGGAAAUGGAGGCACCUCCCUCGAGGCCAAGACUACAAAUGUCGAUUUGUCCGCCUCGGACUUCCCUGCCCUCGUCGAUUUUGCCCUCAAGCACGAGGUAUCGCUUGUCCUCCCUGGGCCUGAGCAACCUCUUGUUGAUGGCGUCGAAACAUACUUUCGCAAAGUGGGCAUCCCGGUUUUCGGUCCGAGCGCGCUCGCCGCCCGCAUGGAGGGAUCAAAGGCGUUCUCGAAAGCGUUCAUGGACCGCCACCAAAUUCCCACUGCCAAGUUCAAGGUUUUCGCAUCCUCGGAGUUCGACCAGGCUGUCGAGUACGUCCGGACCUGCGGCUUCAAGGUCGUUCUCAAGGCUAGCGGUCUCGCCGCCGGCAAGGGUGUGCUUCUGCCCGAAGGUGUGGACGAGGCGAUCGCAGGCCUCAAGGAGAUCAUGGUCGACAGCGUCUUCGGGGCCGCAGGUCAAGAAGUUGUUGUUGAGGAGCUCUUGACCGGACCUGAAGUGUCCGUACUCGCCUUUUCCGACGGCUACACCGUCACCGCCUUGCCCGCUGCGCAAGACCACAAGCGUAUUGGCGAGGGCGAUACCGGUCCCAACACCGGUGGUGUGGGCGCAUAUGCGCCCGCUCCUGUCGCUACUCCCGAUAUUCUGGACCGCAUCACUAAGGAGUCUCUUCAACCCACGAUCGACGGUAUGAGGAAGGAGGGUUUCCCCUUCGUUGGCAUGCUGUUCACCGGUCUCAUGAUCACGGAAAACGGACCCAAGGUUCUCGAGUACAACGUCCGGUUCGGUGACCCCGAGACGGAAGCUUUGGUUUUGUUACUCGACCCAGAAACAGAUCUAGCAUCCAUUCUCCUUGCCUGCGCCGAGCACCGCCUAGACUCUGUGGAAGUGAAGUCGCGACCAGGGUUUGGCGUCUCUGUCGUGCUCGCUUCCCAAGGAUACCCGGGAAAUUAUGCCAAGGGCAAGGAAAUCACUAUCGGGCAAAUGCCCACUGAUGUGGUCCCAUUCCACGCCGGAACAUCCGCUGUUAACGGAAAGAUCGUGAGCUCGGGCGGUCGUGUGUUGGUGGUCUCGGCCUACGCGCUUACACUCCAAGGCGCCCUUGAUGCUGCGUAUGCUGGCGUCGAGAAGAUCGAUUUCGAGGGCAAGGUCUUCCGGAGAGAUAUCGCGCACAGGGCUUUGUCAGCGACACCCGCGUCUUCUGGUGGGCUCACUUACGCCCAGGCCGGAGUCUCGGUGGAUGCUGGGAACGCCCUCGUCGAGGCCAUCAAACCCUAUGUUCGCGCAACACGCAGAACAGGCGCAGACGCCGAGAUCGGCGGCUUUGGCGGCGUUUUCGACCUCAAGGCCACAGGGUACCGGGAUCCCGUGCUGGUCAGCGGGACCGACGGCGUUGGCACCAAGCUGCGCGUGGCCAUGGACGUCAAACUGCAUGACUUUGUCGGCAUCGAUUUGGUGGCGAUGUCUGUGAACGACCUGCUCGUGCAGGGCGCGGAGCCGCUGUACUUCCUCGACUACUUCGCGUGCAGCAAGCUCGACGUUGACAUCGCCGCGCGCGUCGUGAAGGGCAUCGCGGACGGCUGCGUGCAGGCCGGGUGUGCCCUCAUCGGCGGCGAGACCGCUGAGAUGCCCAGCAUGUACCACGGCGAUGACUACGACCUCGCCGGCUUCGCGGUGGGCGCCGUCGAGCGCAGCCUCAUCCUCCCCCAGCCCACGAUCGCCCCCGGCGACGUCCUCCUCGGCCUCCCCUCCUCCGGCGUGCACUCGAACGGCUUUUCGCUCGUGCGCAAGGUCGUCCAGCUCUCUGGGCUCUCCUACUCCGACGCCUGCCCGUGGGACGCGACCACGACGCUCGGGCACGCGCUCCUCACGCCGACGCGCGUGUAUGUCAAGGGCGUGCUCCCCGCGGCGCAGGCGGGGCUGCUCAAGGGCAUGUCGCACAUCACCGGCGGCGGCUUCGUCGAGAACAUCCCGCGCGUGCUGCCCGCGGGCCUCGGGUGCUAUAUCGAUGCAUCGGCGUGGGAGCUGCCCCCCGUCUUCCGCUUCCUGAUGGCGCGCGGCGGCGUCGCGCCGCUCGAGAUGACGCGCACGUUCAACAACGGCGUCGGCAUGGUCCUCGUGGUCGCGCCGGAGCUGGUGGAGCGCGCUGUCGAGGUGCUGCAGAAGGCGGGCGAGAAGGACGUGUAUAGGAUCGGGGAGGUCACCGCGCAGAGCGGAGUGGAGAUGCGCAACCUGAGCGCGUGGAGCUCAUGA